GGCAAGAGGAAGCCGGUGACGCCGCGGAUUCGGAAGGGCGAGAUGCCCACGCUCACGGACUUCCGCAGGAGCGGCAAGGAACGCUGGGACCUGGUGGCCAGGAAGGAAGAGGCGAAGCAGGGCAAGCCUCCGCGCAUAGCACAGUCCUUCCGAACGACGGAGGGCUACAGCACUUUCAGCAAGGAGUCGCACCUGGGGCCACUGCUCACAUCUCUUCACGAUGGCAGCCUUUUCGGAGAGCUGGCCCUGCAGAACACGGAGCCGCGCAGGGCCAGUGUCGUGUGUUUGGAGGACUGCGAACUUCUGCGCCUUCGAAAGGAGGACUUCCUCGCAGCUAUCCGCGACCGCAAGGAUCAGAUCUACUUCUUCCACCAGCACGUCCCAUCCUUCAAGGAAUACGCGGACAAACGAGCUCAAGGCGCUCUUACGGAUCAUCC
Molecule: messenger RNA, 437 nt
Organism: Symbiodinium necroappetens
Lineage: Eukaryota; Dinophyceae; Suessiales; Symbiodiniaceae
Source: the annotation of a GenBank genome assembly